AUGGCCGAGGGCGGCGGCGCGCGGCGGAGGGCGCCGGCGCUGCUCGAGGCGGCGCUCGCUCGCUACGAAAGCCUGCACAUCUCGGACGACGUGUUCGGGGAGUCGGGCCCGGACAGCGGCGGCGGGAACCCCUUCUACAGCACCUCGGCCGCGUCGCGCUCCUCGUCGGCCGCCUCCUCCGAGGACGAGCGCGAGCGCCCAGGCGAGCGCUCCUGCCCGCCCCGGCCCGAGGCCGCCCAGCCCCAGCCGCGCGCCCACGACGCCCCCGGGCUCGCCGAGGACGAAGCCCGGGCGGGCUGGAGCGCCCAGCUGUGGGACCGCCCGUCCCCGCUCUUCCAGGACACCGGAGGUCCUACAAGAAAGAUGCCCCCCACUGCCAGUGCUAUGGACUUCUUCCAGCUCUUUGUCCCUGACAACGUCCUCAAGAACAUGGUGGUGCAGACAAACAUGUAUGCCAAGAAGUUCCAGGAACGGUUUGGGAGCGACAGCAACUGGGUGGAGGUUACACUCAUGGAAAUGAAAGCAUUUCUGGGCUACAUGAUCUCCACGAGCAUAUCCCAUUGCGAGUCAGUCCUCAGCAUCUGGAGCAGUGGUUUCUACAGUAACAAGAGUCUUGCCCUUGUUAUGAGCCAGGCCCGCUUUGAGAAGAUCCUCAAGUACUUCCACAUCGUGGCCUUCCGCUCCAGCCAGACUACACAUGGCCUCUACAAGGUCCAGCCCUUUCUUGACUCUCUACAGAGCAGCUUCAACUCAGCCUUCAGGCCUUCCCAAACCCAGGUGCUACAUGAACCCCUGAUCGAUGAGGACCCUGUGUUCAUUGCCACAUGCACAGAAAGAGAACUGAGAAAGAGGAAAAAGCGGAAAUUUAGCCUCUGGGUUAGGCAGUGUUCUUCCACUGGCUUCAUUAUUCAGAUUCAUGUCCAUCUGAAGGAAGGUGGAGGCCUAGAUGGACUGGAUUCACUGAAGAACAAACCCCAGCUCCACAGCAUGGUGGCUCGGAACCUCUGCCAGAAUGCAACAGGCAAAAACUACAUCAUCUUCACUGGGCCUAGCAUCACCAGCCUAACACUAUUUGAGGAGUUUGAAAAGCAAGGAAUUUACUGCUGUGGACUGCUCAGCUCCAGGAAGAGUGACUGUACUGGCCUACCAUUGUCCAUGCUCACAAAUUCCACCACCACGCCUGUCCGGGGCCAGCACUGGAUAAAGAUGAAGGGAAACAUGUCUCUGAUCUGCUGGUACAACAAAGGGCACUUUCGUUUCUUGACCAAUGCCUACUCACCUAUGCAAGAAGGAGUCAUCAUCAAGAGAAAGAACUUGGAGAUCCCCUGCCCUUUGGCUGUGGAGGCGUUUGCUGCUCACCUUAGCUACAUCUGCAGAUACGAUGACAAGUACAGCAAGUAUUUCAUUUCUCACAAGCCAAACAAGACCUGGCAGCAGGUAUUCUGGUUUGCCAUCAGCAUCGCCAUCAAUAAUGCCUAUAUCCUGUACAAAAUGUCAGAUGCCUACCAUGUGACGAGGUACAGUCGGGCACAAUUUGGUGAGAGACUUGUGAGAGAGCUUCUGGGCCUGGAGGACACCUCUCCAACCCACUGAUGCUGUAGCCUCAGGUCCCAAGCUUCGGAGAAGACCAGGUUGGAGGGGUGAGAAGAGGAAAGCCUACCAUAUGACCUGACAGCCAGAGCUCUGGAGAUGUCUGUUUGUGCCAUAGCCUAGGGCAUGCUCACAGUCUUUGCUGAGACUGGCUCAAGCAUGACUGCCAUGCUAGUUUCUACUCAAAGAAGAGAAAGAGGAUCAGGUUCAGUGUAAUGCCAGACAGUACUGUGAGCUCUCCUCAAGACACUUGCAGAGGCGCCCCAUGGAGCUCAGUUUCCGGCACACAGACUUGGGAAAGCUAAUACAACUGAAGGUGUCAGGGACAGCUGACACAGCAUGUUCUGCUGGAAAUACCUGCUUUAUAAUGAUGUGAAGACAUUUGAAACCUGGUUUGAUUUUUUACCUGUUUAGAAGCAAGCAGUUACUGAGGCAGUGUGAGUGUAUAUAAAACCAGAGAGUUUCCAACACUUGCCUCAUGUGCAGCUGAAGACAGGUGUCAGAACAGAAAAACAAAUUAGGUGCCAUUAACAUGAAGUGAUGAAAUGGGCAGGUUGUCUUUCAGAUUAAUAAAUGAGGCCUUCCUGCUCAUCUCAUCCCUUUAGCUGCUGGAUGGGGAAGAAAGGGAGAAAUGCUCACAGACUUGCAGUGCAGUGUGAUGCUCUUUUAUUUUUAAAUAUAUCUUCAGGUUAUUUUCUUACUGUUGCUUAAGAUCUUCUGUAAAAGGAAAAAGUCCCCUUCUUUUUGGACCCCUUACCCUCCUGCUUCAUCCCACUCAUUGCUCCUUGCAUGAUUCUGUUCUGUGUUCUGUGCCCUGCCCUUGCAAGGGCCAGAAAGUGGAACUUGUUUCCAGAACAAAUAUGAUUGUGCUCCACUCAUCUGUGGAAACCUGUGGUCCUUGAGCUUUGUCACCAGUGUUAAUAUUGGCAGAAUUACAUGUUUCAAAAAAUAUGUAGCACUGCUGCAACAAACAACAAGAGGGCUUUAUGUAUGAGCCCUUGCUAAUUCUCUUCCCUACAUGUGCAGUACCUGGUGGUAUUUUCCUGUCUCAGGCCACACACUGAAAUUGCUGACUGGCAUUGUUUGAACCCCACAAUGAGAGUGGGCUGACAUUUUAAGGGCUAGGUUUCCUGAGACAUCAGGGAGCUGAUCCCACUGGGCCCAACGAAUUCCAUGACCAGUACUUGGCAGCAAGGGCCCUGCUUAUUUCCCAAAACAUCUGGGGCUUUUCUGAAAGCAAGAUUUAAGUUAUGUGGGGACCACAGUCAGAGCAACAGUAGGUCUGGUGAUCAUCACGGAUAAGAAACAAGUGAUUUCUAGAAUGAACUACCUGCUUCAACCCAAUUUAUGUAGCCCCCUCACUUUUACAAACGCAACAUCUGUUUUACUCAGGCUUUGAGACUUUUCCCCUUGUUCACACUCAGUUAAUUAAAAGUGUUGCUGGCAGCAUGCUCCUGAACUCCAUGUCAUUUCUGAUAUCCUAAGUUCAUGAUUAGUUUCCUUGCCCUGUGGUUUUCCUUAAAUGCCACGGACUAUAGGCCAAAUCUUAGGUUGUUUUAAAAUACCUUUGCUGUUUCCUUUAAUUGGAGUGAAAGCACUUUGACCACAUGGAGAAAUAUAUUUUUAAUUUGUGAUGCUUUUCUACAAAGUUCACUAUUUCUAAGUUUAAUGUGUUCCCAAAACUUGGGGAGACACUAAUAAAAGCUAAUGAGUUUUCUUUUCUGUCCAGAUAAGUAAAAGAAACAAUAAAAGUCUAUUUAGAUGUUGA
Suncus etruscus (white-toothed pygmy shrew) is the source of this 3358-nucleotide messenger RNA. RefSeq names its product piggyBac transposable element derived 5 (gene PGBD5). Bases 1 to 1593 code for a protein of 530 amino acids. Gene Ontology annotation, cellular component: nucleus. NCBI's taxonomy places the organism in Eukaryota, Metazoa, Chordata, Mammalia, Eulipotyphla, Soricidae. Gene Ontology annotation, molecular function: transposase activity. The record is from RefSeq and is a predicted model, not a curated record. Gene Ontology annotation, biological process: non-replicative DNA transposition. The transcript has 7 exons.